Messenger RNA from Macadamia integrifolia, 1242 nucleotides. RefSeq names its product probable WRKY transcription factor 40. Bases 112 to 891 code for a protein of 259 amino acids. Gene Ontology annotation, molecular function: sequence-specific DNA binding; DNA-binding transcription factor activity. The transcript is spliced from 4 exons. The record is from RefSeq and is a predicted model, not a curated record. Lineage: Eukaryota; Viridiplantae; Streptophyta; Magnoliopsida; Proteales; Proteaceae. Gene Ontology annotation, biological process: regulation of DNA-templated transcription.
AUUAUCAAAAAAAAAAAAAAAAAAAAAAUCUUAAAAAACUGGUUUGUCCUCUUCUUUUGAUUUUCCUAUAUAUCUAUCAAUCCCUUCCCGUCCAGUUUAAUAUAUCAUAUCAUGGAUGGUGAACACGAUACGUCUCUCGCAAAAAAGGUGCAAGUUAUGGAAGCAGAGAUGGAGCGUCUAUACAAAGAGAAUGAGAAGCUCAGCUUUUCUCUUGAAGUGAUGACCAGUAACUGCAGGUUCCUACAUGCCUACCUACAGGGGAAGCUGACUCGAGAAACAGCUGUUGCCCCAGUUGCUGCCGCUGCAGAGAGUGGCUCAAGUGAAGACUCCAACAAGAGAGCUAGGAAUGAAGUUGCAAAAACCAAGAUUUCUCGAGUCCUCACAAGAACAGAUCCGGGGGACUCUAGUCAUGUAGUGAAAGAUGGAUACCAAUGGAGGAAAUAUGGACAGAAGACUACAAAAGAUAACCCAUCACCCAGAGCUUAUUUCAGGUGUUCCAUGUUUCCAGCUGGUUGCCCUGUCAAGAAAAAGGUACAGAGAUGUGUAAACGACAAGUCAUUACUGGUUGCAACAUAUGAAGGAGAACAUAACCAUGCGGUUAUUGAAGCACCGAAUGGUUUCACAGAUUCACCAGAUUGCACAACCAUGGCCUCAACUACCAAUUCCCACAGUUUUUUAGCUAAUAUUAAUUUUUCUCAACCAAAUACAACCCUUGGUUUAGCUCUUCCUCCGGUUCAUGAAGAGAGCACAAGUCCUUGCCAUGAUUCCAUGGAUAACAACAUAAUUGAAGAAUAUGUAGCUUCCUUAGCCAAAGAUCCCAACUUUACUACAACUUUAGCAGUAGCAGUUGCACGGUCAAUUGUGACCCUCCCUCAUUCUACUCAGAUGUGAAAUUUGAUAUAUAUGUUCUUAUUAACCAAGAUCCUCUUCUUGGAUGCUUGUGGACUUCAUUUUUAGGCUGAAGAGAAUCCUCAUAGGCUGACUCUUGGUAUGUAAUCUUAUUCCUAUUAAUUUUGUCAGAGAAAGACAAGUAGAAUCACUUUUACAUGCAGAAAUCUAGAAGGAUUUUUCCACUUUUAGACAAUUACUGAUAUGAACUCAUAAUGAGCCCAAAGCUCAGGCUGGGUUUAGGACAGGUAAAUCGAGGCCCUGUCAGCAAGCCUAGUCAACGAGCCCAAGACUAGGCUGUAAUAUCUUUUGUGCCUGGCUCAACUUGAUUUUUAAUGAUAUUAAAGUGACCUA